Molecule: messenger RNA, 3123 nt
Organism: Patiria miniata (bat star)
Lineage: Eukaryota; Metazoa; Echinodermata; Asteroidea; Valvatida; Asterinidae
Exons: 8
Coding region: 210-2225 (671 amino acids)
Biological process (GO): signal transduction
Molecular function (GO): protein binding
Source: RefSeq, a predicted model, not a curated record
AGGUGCCAUACUGUAUUUAAGCAAACAAAAAAUCACCAAUGUUACGCAGACGCCGUCGAAAGCGAAGUGGCUGCUGAGUUGAGUGGUGUGAGAAAAGGAAAUCCUCGCAUCUGUCAGUUUUUAUUGAAGUGAAUCGGCUCAAAUUUCCCGUAACUAUGAAGUAAGACCACCGUUCGGCACACUUUGUUCCUGAUGACCUUUGACAUGCCAUGGGAAGCAGUGCCAGCUCACACAGACGAGGAGGAGGACCUCCAUCCAAUGGUUCAAACAUGAACAAUAGUACAGACAGCAUGUCCAACGAGGUUGAAGCAGAUUGCACAGACGCACCUGACCCAAAGACUCAUACUGCCUGGGAGGCACAGACAGCAGAAGAUAAAAAAGAAGAUGAAGGAGAUUCAAAAGAAGUGAGCGUGGAAGAGAAGAAAGAAAGCAUCUCCGAGACCGUGACCUUCUUGAUGACCACUGAGGACUAUGCAACUGAGGAGAGCCUGGAGAAGUUCACCACACUGGCCAAGAUCUCCAUGGAUAGGAUCAAUCGGCCGGAGCUUGGCAGAUACAUCACGGAGCUGGGCUUCGCGGACCUCUACGUCGCCAUCCACAGGAAUCUCUACAGCCACGAUCUCUUCAACGUCGACAGCGAAGACGAGAGCCGCAAGCAGGCGCAGAUCAACUUGAAGAAGAUGCGCGUUGCCUACUGGAACUUCACCGACUGCACGGCCGAGCUGUGCACGGCCCUAGGUAACAACGGGGCCCUGGAGAUGACCAUUAAGGAACUCACGCAUCCCGAGCUGGCCCACGAUAAGCUGAAGAAGGAGACCAAGCGGAACGUGGUCCAGGGAAUCUUAGGGGUUCUACUCAACUCCAUCCGCCUGGGUGACGACAACCGAGCCGUCUACCGCAAGGCAGGAGCUGUGGAGAUCCUACAUACUCUCAUGGCUUGUACGUUUCUCAUCGUGCGCGUGCAGUGUCUUCUCACUUUAUCCUACAUCAUUAACGAAGAAGAGAGUGAAAAGAUUACAGCUUCCGAUGGCUCAAUCGACACUCUACUGACUUGGAUUAGGGAGGGCCUACGGACGAAAAACCAUAAAACCAAAAAAUUUGGUUUCUCGGUCGAGGAGCUCAUGAUUGGCUUGAACAACCUGGCUCUGAACGACAACAACAAAGUCAACAUCGUUCAGAAGGGAGGCCUGGACCCUUUAGCUAAGAUGAUGUCCAUGGCAUUCUCUGAUCAGGAACAGGAGCUGGCAGCCGGGCUAGUCUGGAAGCUGGCGUUCAUCCCAUCCAAUCGACCGGUCAUCCAACAACAUAAACCUCUUAUUGAAGUUUUGACCUCGAUGCGAAGCUGCGAAAAUGCUACCCUGCGUGAGGCCUGCACCGGUGCAUUGUGGGAAACCAACGAGGGCAAGAUUGACCUGCCGGGACACGUGUUGCACACGGAGCACGCGGCCGACAACAAGCACAUCAUGAUCAGCUACCAAUGGGACGUCCAGAAGCGCAUGAUCAUGCUGAAAGAUGACCUGAUUAAUGCUGGCUACCGAGUCUGGAUGGACGUGGAUAAAAUGGAGGGCGACAUUCUUGGAGCAAUGGCGGAAGCUGUGGAGAAUUCAGCUGUCGUCCUGGUCAACCUGUCCCAGAAAUAUAAAGACAGUCACAACACCCGAACAGAGGCCACAUAUGCCUACAAACAGAACAUCCCGAUCAUUCCCCUACUGGUUGAAGAGGACUACCGUGCGGACGGAUGGCUAGGUGCCCUAGUCGGAACCCUCCUGUACUUCAAGUUCUUUGAAGACAGCCAGUUGGAGCAGAACUUGCCGUACUUGAUACAGGAGAUUGGGAAUAGGGGUAAAGUCGGGGCAGAUGCGGUCAUCACAAGAACAGAGAUUCAACCUGUCAAGGCGUCGGUAACACAGAGCAAACCGCCGGUAACACAGAGCAAACCGCCAGCCCCUGCUCCCACCAACAAAGUCCAACCAUCGCCUCCCAGAGUUGCCUGGUCAGCUGUGGCCGGCUGGGACAAGGCCAAAGUCCAGGAAUGGUUGCAGAAGAACCAGCUGGGCAGCGUGGGCAACAAGCUGGCCGAGUGCAGCGGUGAGCUCCUGGUCCAGAUGCACAAACAGUCCCAGCGAGCGCCCGAGUUCUUCCACAACGCCCUGCGCCAAGACUUGGGCUUGGAUUACAUGACUAUACUGAAGCUGACCAGUGCUAUGGAGAAACUUAUGACAUGAGGGAGCGCUCGAUAAAACUUCUACAAAGUAAUACAAUGUUCUGUGUCUUCUUGGUGUGCAUGUUUGCCCAGCUUUGUAAUUUUGAAUACCCAUCAAGAGCAAUAGGGCAGCGCAAGACUACGUCACCAUGUAAAAAUCAAUUUUGCCCUUCACUGAUGUAUAAAUACUGUUUAUUCAGUGUGUUACCUCCCGAGUGAAAGUUGGAAAAAAUCACUCGGGUGGGACUCGAACCCACGACCUCCUGCUUUCUAGUGCAGAUGUCUGACCACUCGACCACCAAGCUAACGGGAUCGGUUGACUGGUUCGUCACUGGUGUACAUGUAGCAGCAGGUACUGCAAGUAAACUAUUCAUCAGAUGAAUUUGCGUCGGGGUGAUAUAAAGCAAUGAAAAAUGUUACAUCAGCCCAUAGCAAAUUCAUCUUACGAAUAAUCCUGUAAAAACAUCUUUUCAUUAGCAUGGGAGUUUUCACUGGUUGCUGUGCGUUACCAUUCAGCACUCCAGACUCAAAAACCAUUCAGUUUUAUGAAACUUGGUCAGGGUACGAGAUAAGGAGAUUCCAGAAGUUUCUGGAAGUAUAGAUUUGACAAAAGCAACCAUUUGCUUAAUGAUAUGCAGUUUACGGUGAAAUGGCUGUUUGAUUGUACGAAGGAAUUUUGCCGGGGGGGGGGUGUUUAUUUUACUGUUGAGUUUCCUUUACAUUCCUGGAUUUCCUGGAUUACAAUGUAAAAUUAUUGAUUAAAAAACACACCUAGUCUUUCACUUUGGAAACCCGUGGAGCCUUUCAAAUGUUGAAAAAAAAAUCAUUUUAGCAGGUCUGCUGAAUAUUAUAUAGCACCAAACAUGAGGUGAAGUCACCGAGAUUAACAGACCUUUGGUCAGUUAUUGUUAUGGAAUUUG